UCCAUGAUAAACAGGGUUUACAGUUUGGUUCAAUGGCUUUCAGCACCCCCACUGUACAAAUUGUUCCAGCAUCCUUAUGGUCCCUGCUCUACCACAGCCAGGCACAGGUUUUGCAGCAAGAGGGCUCUAGUGAUGCUGAGGGAGGGGAGGCUGGUCUCUGUUAACUGUCUGGCUUGAGCUUCCUGGGUCAGAGGCUGUGGUGGCUGCAUCUGAGCCCGGGCUGAGCCGCAGCUGCUCCCCAGCGGGGUGUGUGCGGGGAGAGACCUGCAUUAACCCCUCUCUGCGCCCAGCUGGGGGACUUUCUGCGGUGGCUGGAACCAGCCCCUAGGGCAGCCCCGGGCUCUGCCAACACCAGCCCCUGAGCCGGAGCCUGCAGUUCCAAUAACUAGGGUUUUCUGAUGGCUAAACCCGACGUGAUCUCCCAGCUGGGACGAGGGAGAGAGGUCCCAGCUCUCCAGAGAUCCAAGGAAAAGCAGAUCCCGAGAGAUGCCCGCGCAGCAAGUGAUGGGACCGUGGAUGAGAACCAGGAGGAGAAUUCUCAGCAGGAAGGUCCUAAGCAAGUGGAACCACAUGGGACAUCAUCAAGAUCUGAUGGGGACGUUUCCCAGAGUCCUGAGCAUGGAGAUGCCUGUGACAUCCAGCACAGGCCAGAGAGGCUCAGAGAAUGGUCAAUCAACCCUGCGUGGAGGAAGUCCGAAGGGACUUGGAGACGCAACAAAGACCCCUCCGGCACUGAACGCCUGCUGCCCCGACUGCAGGAAAAGCUUCCACCGUAGCUCAAACAUCGUCCAACAUCAGAGGACCCACAUGGGUGAGCGACCCUACUGCUGUGCCGAGUGCGGAAAGAGCUUCAGCUACAGCUCCUCCCUCGUCAAACACCAGAGGACCCACACGGGCGAGCGACCCUACAAGUGUCCCAAGUGCGGGAAGGGCUUCAGCCAUAGCUCCAACCUAACAGAGCACCAGAAAACCCACAGCAUUGCCACACCGUACACGUGCCCCGACUGUGGGAAAGGCUUCAAGGUGAGGUCCAACUUCCUCCACCACCAGUGGGUGCAAACCGGGGAGUGGCCCUACCGGUGCACCAAGUGCGGGAAAGCCUUCGCCCAGAGCUCCGACCUCAUGAAACACCAGUGGAGCCACACGGGUGAGAGACCCUAUCAAUGCCCUGACUGCGAGAAGCGCUUCACCCGCAACACGUACCUGGUCCAGCAUCGCUGGGUUCACACCGGCAAGCGCCCCUACCUCUGCCCUGACUGCGGGAAGGGCUUUGUAGUCAGCUCACGCCUCCUUGCCCAAUGGAGGGUGCACACGGGAGAGAUGCCCUACUGCUGCGCCCAGUGUGGGAAAGGGUUCAAGGUGCGGGCCAAUCUCCUGCACCACCAGGGGAUCGACACUGGGAACAAGUCUUUCAAAUGCCCGGAGUGCAAGAAAAGCUUCAGUCGCCGCUCCAACCUGCUCAUCCACCAGCGACUGCACACUGGGGAAAGACCCUUCAAAUGCACCGAGUGGGGGAAGGGCUUCAGCCGCAGAUUGGACCUGGUGACGCACCACAGGAUCCACACAGGCGAGAAGCCCUACACAUGCCCCGAGUGCGGAAAGGGCUUCACGCCGAGGUCCCACCUGGGGGUCCACCAGAGAACCCACACCGGGGAGAGGCCCUGCCAGUGCGCAGACUGCGGGAGGAGCUUCAGUCAGAAAUCGGCCCUGGCUAAACAUCAGAGAGUGCACCUGGCAGAGAGGCACGAUCCACAGCCCUGACUGCGGGGGUGGGUGGAUAAUCGAUGUGUUCAGAGUGAGGGCAGUUCUAAAAGAAUAAAAAUAUUUUUAAAAACUUGGUCCGGGCAAAACCAAAUCUAAAUUUUUUUGAGACUUGCAAAUAAAACUCAUUGUGGACAUGUUCCACAGCAGGGAUUUGAAGCUGGGUCUUUCAUGUCCUGGGUAAGUGCCCCACUCACUCAUUGCCUUGCUUGGUGUCUCUUUUUGGCCCCAGGAGUGAUCUAGGGAGCCCCACCGUGGAAUAUCCCACAGCUCACUGACUAGGGCUUGCUUCCAAGAAGUAGGAGACCUCUGUUCCGAUACUUGCUCUGGCAAAGGGGGGAAACUGAACCUUGAUUUCCCACAGCCAAAAUGAGUGUCUGAACCAGUGGGCCAAACAUGGUGGGGGAGGGUCAGCAGCAGUUCCUUCGUUUUGUGAAUAGCUGAAACUAUUCAUGUCACAUUUGUAAAUAGUUUCAGGCAUUUUUCAUUGAAUAAACUAUUUGUCCCUCCAGAAAUUUGCCCAGCUCUAUGCAGGACACAUUAGCCUCUGCAGAGCCAAUUAUUAACAUUGCAAUAGCACCCAUAUUGACAUAGAUGCUCCAUUGUGCUAGGCACAGAGAGAGACAGCCCCUGGCCUAAAGAGCUCAUGAUCUAAAUAAAACAGAUACAGAGAGGACAGCCUAUAAAUCCUCAUUGCACAGCUAAGACAAAGGGGAUGUGCCUUGACCAAGGACAUGUAGGAGACCAGUGGCAGGUCUGGGAAUAGUACCCAGGUGCUCUGAGUUCCAGCUUAGUGCCCAAUCCACUAGGCCAGUACUUCUUAACUAACGUGCUGUGAUUACAGCUGUGUGAUGAAUAGUUUUUUUUAGUUUGCAAGCACAGUAGAACCUCAGAGUUAUG
Molecule: messenger RNA, 2661 nt
Organism: Chrysemys picta bellii (western painted turtle)
Lineage: Eukaryota; Metazoa; Chordata; Testudines; Emydidae
Product: zinc finger protein 551-like
Biological process (GO): regulation of transcription by RNA polymerase II
Cellular component (GO): nucleus
Molecular function (GO): DNA-binding transcription factor activity, RNA polymerase II-specific; RNA polymerase II cis-regulatory region sequence-specific DNA binding
Source: RefSeq, a predicted model, not a curated record